Messenger RNA from Suillus clintonianus, 623 nucleotides. Its product is annotated as Spt4/RpoE2 zinc finger-domain-containing protein. NCBI's taxonomy places the organism in Eukaryota, Fungi, Basidiomycota, Agaricomycetes, Boletales, Suillaceae. Gene Ontology annotation, molecular function: zinc ion binding; RNA polymerase II complex binding. Gene Ontology annotation, cellular component: nucleus; DSIF complex. The transcript is spliced from 3 exons. The record is from RefSeq and is a predicted model, not a curated record. Gene Ontology annotation, biological process: regulation of transcription elongation by RNA polymerase II; chromatin organization; mRNA processing. The coding region runs from base 54 to 407 and encodes 117 amino acids.
ACUGCUGUUCAGCUUCACCUUGGCUUCACCCAGCAAGAUAACAGCUAACAGUCAUGGCCACUAUUCCUCCUCAAGCGAGGUCCAAACAACUCCGAGCAUGCUUACUAUGUUCUAUCAUUCAACAUCCCAUGGAUUUUCGGAAGAACGGUUGUCCAAAUUGUGAAGAGCUCAUGCAGAUGAAAGGUUCCCCUGACCGCAUAAGUGUUUGCACCACCACAUACUUUGAUGGUAUUAUUGCUGUCAUUGACGCAGAAGCAAGCUGGGUUGCUCGAUGGCAAAGAACAUCAAAAUAUGUUCGGGGAAUGUAUGCUGUCCGUGUAAAAGGUCGUAUUCCUGAAGAUGUAGAAGCCGAGCUUGAGUCCCGUGGCAUCAAGUACCGUCCAAGAGACCAGAGCGAUCAGGAUUAGCAUGUGUAUUGCAUUUCAUGCUGCAGUCCAGUUUUGUCACAGUUUACAUUAGCUUUGUCGCUACCUUUAGUAGCAGAAUUAAUAGCCAGCAUAGAUCUUCGAUAUGCGCCACAUUGUUCAGUCUCAACAGGUUUCAACGCAUUUGCUGUAUUACACAACUCAUUGUCACUGGAGCCAGCACCCCAGGUUUCUCAAAAUUAUUCGAGUUGGAGACCC